AUGCUUCGUACGAUCGCAGCUACUCGUUUGAUUACCACGCGUCUUGCACGUGCUUACACCACUGAACCUGCAGGCUUGUUGACUCGACUCAAGGACGAUCGCAAGACGUUUAUGCGCGCCAAGACACAACCUGAUUUAAAUGUGGUCAAGAAUAUCCUGAGUGAUUACACCUACUAUAUCAAGUCUCCCAAUGCCAAACCUGGUCAAAGCGAGGAAGCUGCCGUAUUGAGUGUGAUCCAAAAGUUGGUCAAGCGUCGUCAAGAUGCCAUCGGUCAAUACAAAGCAGGUGGUCGACCUGAAUUAGCAGAACAAGAACAAGCCGAGCUUGCUGUAUUGCAACGCUACCUUCCCGAACAAAUGUCCACUGAAGAGAUUGAAGCACAAGUCAAGAGUAUCAUUGAACAAGUGGGAGCUACGUCUAUUCGUGACAUGGGCAAGGUGAUGAAGGCAUGGACUCAUGAAGGUGCUGAUAAGAAAGCUGUCAGUGAUGCUGUCAAAAAGUUGCUUAGUAGUCAAUAA
This is a messenger RNA of Lichtheimia ornata, 519 nucleotides long. RefSeq lists its product as uncharacterized. The record is from RefSeq and is a predicted model, not a curated record. The transcript is spliced from 2 exons. NCBI's taxonomy places the organism in Eukaryota, Fungi, Mucoromycota, Mucoromycetes, Mucorales, Lichtheimiaceae. Bases 1 to 519 code for a protein of 172 amino acids. Gene Ontology annotation, molecular function: carbon-nitrogen ligase activity, with glutamine as amido-N-donor.